Lachancea mirantina is the source of this 2550-nucleotide messenger RNA. Lineage: Eukaryota; Fungi; Ascomycota; Saccharomycetes; Saccharomycetales; Saccharomycetaceae. The record is from the annotation of a GenBank genome assembly.
AUGGACGUGGACCGCAUAAAUAACGGAAGCGAUGAUGGCGGUGAAAACGGAGAAGUUGCCGUCGCAGAACCCAAUUUAGAGGAGACCAAUUACAGUCGCGAUUUUCUGGCGCAGAAAGAGAAGAAUGACGGCAUACUGGAGAGCGGUAAAUUAGAGGGCGAGGAGAAGGAAGAGCAGCCAGAAUUGCCACUGCAACUGCCACAGCAGUUGCAAUUGCAAUCGAGUGCCAUAAGUGCUCUGGGGAACAAAGUGAAAGAGUUAGAAUCGGUGCUGGGAUCAAAGGACAGCGGGCUGGACAAGACCUUGGAGGACAUGGCAGGGGCUGUGAAAAAUCUGGUGCACAACCAGCAGGUUUUGGAGAGCAAGUUUGAAGAUUUGCAGAAAAAUCAGGUGAAUUCAGACACGGUGGUUAACUCACUUUUAGAAAAAAUCGAACAAGUGUCGCAGUUUUUGAACAGAGCCGCGAAAAACAACGCUCUGGUAAACGUUGGGCCUGUUCAACCGGUGCACAGGGGGCCUGGUCGUCCGCCCAAGAACAGAAAUACGCUUACAAAUGCUAUUGCGUCAUUAUCCGUCGUACCUAAAGAACUACUUCCUAAUGGCGCUGUGGGUGUCGCACGCUCCAAACGAUACUUCAACGACCCCGAGGCAGACGACACUGCCACGGAAGAGGAAGAAAUUGCGGCUGUGAAAAUUGCCAAGAAGGCUAGCACACCAGUAGACAUAAAUGGCGUACCUGUGAAGAAAAGAGGACCGGGCAGGCCUCCCAAGAAAAAGCAUCAUUGGGCUCGUAAAGCUGAUGCUGCUUCAGCCGCCUCGGCGCCGCUCUCUCCACCUAUACAGCAAACAUCUCAAGAACUGGGCCUCAUUUCAACGAAGAGUGAGGGUGAAGAAAGCAAUGAUACGCGUGCAUCUUCUAUGAAACCAGCGGGUGCAGACUCCUCGUUUUUGGAGGGUGCAACAGCUGGUAACGAGUUAUUGUCAACGCCCGGCGUCGCUGCAAGAGAUGUGGACACCAAGGUUUCCCCCUCACAAGCUACCUCGAAGCGCAUUCAAGAACUGGAGCGUCAGCGAGAUGAAAGAGAACAAAUGCUGGUAUCCAUGAAGUAUAGCGAUCGCGAAAAGGCCAAAUGGUUUAUGGAAUCCAACAAAGAAAUUCUACUCGCUAUGCGGGAGGAAGAACGUAAGAAAAGAAUGACAGCUUUGGGCAAUGAUCUUCAAUCCAACGGUCCAACUCCUGCAAGCACGUCUGCCAACACACCAUCACCAGGAACAAUAGCCACCUCGUCUCGAGGUGCAUUGAUGUCCCAAGCCUCUGAGGAAGUCCAUGAUUUACCGCUUAGCAGUAAAACAGACUUGGAAUUGAAAGAAUCUUUAGCUCUUCGUAGUCGUGAUGAUGAAGAAGGCAGAGAGUCCCUGUCAAUGAUGGAAGACAAAUCACUAGCAGAGGUGACUUCACCACCAACAGAUGCUCAGAAUGAACUGAUGAUGCGACCAGGCAGCGGAAUGAUGAUGGUCAGCUCGUUUGACAAUAUGAACACUUUGGGUGUCGUUCAGCCUCGCAAGAUCGGUAUAAUGUCCAUGUUGAAUAACGAUGAUGAGGAUUAUCUUUUGAACAAGAAAGAUCUGCCCGAUCUAUGGAAGUUCACAACAAGUGCCGAUCUUUAUCCUCCCAAGAAGGAAAAGAUCGACGAAGAUUACCGAAGGGAGUUUAGGUCUAUGCUUCCUAUGCUCCCGGAGAAAAAGGACAAUCGCGGUAGACCCGCGAACAGCAGCAGCAGCGGUGACAAUUCUACAGCUCUGUUGUUGGCUUCCCCGGUCGAGCUCUUAUGCCGUGACGGUCUUUUUUACAAGCGUUCAGAUCCAAAAGUUCCAAUAUCGACAGGGGCUUACUUAGAAUUUAAGUUCAAGUCCAAGGAGGACGAGUUGAUACGGCUGACAAUGAACGAGGAAGAUUAUGCGGAGCUGACGAGACAGGAUCGAAUGAAUGCUUAUUUCCUAAAGCCGGACGUUGAAGUCGAGACCGAAUUUGCAAGCAAGGUUUUGAGUAAGAUAAUUUUAACUGAAAAAUACGUGAACAGCUUGGAAUAUUUCCUCAUGGAAUUUAGGUGGGAAAACAAACUUGUAGGGCUGGGCUUGAAGUUACGAGAGUCUAAAAGAACAUGGCAGAGAAGAAAAGCACUUUUCGCGCUGUUUGAGUUCUGGAGAGACAAAUCUCGGGAAAACAGGGGUUUCCCCAAUUUCACAAUCCUGCACGCUGUAAAAGAGAUGGAAAACUACCGCAUAUUUAUCAACAGAUCCGUCUCGUGGUUUUACAAUCACAUCACUUUACUUAAAAUGAUUUUAUUUGACUUGUGCGAGAAUACGGAUACUCAAUGGCGCAUGUGGAUGUUUCCUAAGGGUAAAUCCUUACCUACUUUAGGCGAUUCAGUGACAGAAGAAAACAUUAACGAAAUUAUUGAUAAGGUCUUGACGUUCGAAUAUGUUGAGGAACGCGUCGAAGAUCACGAACUCAAGCCAUCAUCGCCGGUUGAGAAUUUGAAUAUGUAA